AUGGUAACUCAAAAAGUGACUCCGGGUGACCCAGGGUCACUCAGCCGCUGUCUCCAAGACUCCAACCCUCCAUCCAUUGCCUCCAGGCCUCCAUCUCAGUCUCGACCACGGCCUCAGUCUCCGAUCGACCACGGCCUCAGUCCAUUCUCUCAGAUCGACCACGGGCUCUGUCUCAUUCUCUCAGAUCGACUCACUCUCACACGGCCUCCGUCUCAGUCUCGACCACGGCCUCAGUCUCCGAUCGACCACGGCCUCAGUCCAUUCUCUCAGAUCGACCACGGGCUCUGUCUCAUUCUCUCAGAUCGACUCACUCUCACACGGCCUCCGUCUCAGUCUCGACCACGGCCUCAGUCUCCGAUCGACCACGGCCUCAGUCUCCGAUCGACCACGGCCUCAGUCCAUUCUCUCAGUCUCGACUCACUCUCACACGGCCUCCGUCUCAGUCUCGACCACGGCCUCAGUCUCCGACCACCACGGCCUCAGUCCAGCCCUUCGACUCUGUCUCAGUCUCGACCAAGUCUUUUUCGAUUGAUGAGUAAGAGCAAACAAAGGAUCAGCCUUGGUUUGAGAAAAAUCAAAACUUUGUUUUCUGAGGUGUUAAUCGAGCAGGAUGAGUAAGAGCAAACAAAGGAAUGGACAGUAGCAUCUCUGCGAAUAAGUUUUAGCUUGCUCAUUCAAAACUCUCAAGUAAUAUCUUAACUUUGUUUAUUUCCAGCUAGAAAUGGAUGAUAUUAAUGCUGAUAACUUGACAGAAGCUGGAGCUUCAUCUAUUAAAAUUUGCAGAUUAGAUAUAUGUAACAGUAAUAAGCAUGUUCAAUUUUAUGCCCAAGUAGAAAU
This is a messenger RNA of Rosa chinensis, 837 nucleotides long. RefSeq lists its product as uncharacterized. The transcript has 4 exons. The record is from RefSeq and is a predicted model, not a curated record. NCBI's taxonomy places the organism in Eukaryota, Viridiplantae, Streptophyta, Magnoliopsida, Rosales, Rosaceae. The coding region runs from base 1 to 618 and encodes 205 amino acids.